Microbotryum saponariae is the source of this 2330-nucleotide messenger RNA. NCBI's taxonomy places the organism in Eukaryota, Fungi, Basidiomycota, Microbotryomycetes, Microbotryales, Microbotryaceae. The record is from the annotation of a GenBank genome assembly.
AUGCCAUCGGUGCCAAUUCGACGCCAUAGUCUCGUAGGAUGGAUCCUUGCCAAGAAAGGAAUUGUCGAUGACAAGGCCAAAAAGGUCGGUUCAUCAUCACCCACGCUUUGUCACCGAACAGAAGACUGAUCUACAUGCGAGUUUCAUCUAACAGAUCUUAAACAAACGUCAGUUCCUGAUACCACCACUGUGGCGUCCCUCAAACCUCGGAAGGUCGCUAAUCGCCAAUUUUUCACAGUCAAUGUUUCCCUCUUCACUCCUGCUCUCCUCUUCUCCAAAGUCGCCUUCUCCCUCACGCCGGACAAGCUCGCGGACCUCAUCAUCAUUCCGAUCGGGUUCGUCAUCUGCACCGUUUUCUCCGCCGGCGUCGCGUUCGCCAUCGCCAAGGUGUUUCGACUCAAAAAGGCGCAGAGGAACUUUGCGAUCGCGUGUACCAUGUUCCAAAAUUCCAACUCGCUGCCCGUUAGUUUCCAGUUUCCGUCGCGCUGAUCGGUGUGGGGCGCUUCCCGUGCCCUUGGAACGAGGUUCUGACCUGACUCGAUUGUAUCACACCAGAUCGCUUUGAUGCAGUCCCUGAUUGGGGAAAAGAUGCCUUUGAGAUGGGGGCCCCACGACACCAAGGACCAGAUGCUCGGUCGAGCCUUAUCCUACCUCGUCCUGUUCUCAACCCUCGGCAUCAUCGUCCGAUGGUCAUUCGGAGUGCGGUUGUUGACCUCCGCGGAGACUGAGCAGGACGAGCUUGAAUCGGUGGAUGAGGAGGACGGUGAGGAAAUCGAUGACCUCGAUGUUUCGCCCGACCUCGAUGCGACAUCGCCCUUGUUGGACUCGGACGAAUACCGCUCCAAGCAUCGCAGGAGAACGGCGAGUGGAUUGUUGUCGAGCAACGGCAAGCACGCAGGCAACAAACCUUCCCAUUUGGGCAACGGGAUCGAAAAUGGGAUCGAAGGAGCUGGAGCAUGGGCUCAGUCUCAGGCCGAAGGGAGGGGUCACGGAUCGAGGACUUCGAGUGGGGAUUCAUUCGAGGGCGACGCUGGAGGAUCGAUCAAGUCCAAGAACGGCAACGGAGCUGCCAAGAACGGCAUUUUGCUUGUUAAGGAGCCAGAAGAGCUGCCUUCCUCCGCGCCCCUCAAGGUAGAUCCCAAUGCUACGCCGCGACCGAACAAGAAGCGCACCGCCGAUCGUAUUUUUAUGAGUUUCCCCAAUACGCCGAUCCCUUCGCAAUACGGGAGUGAGGUCGACGACGAGGAUCGGGAGUACUCGGAUGAUGAUGAAGAGGACCAGGAGAUGAGGGAGUGGGGACCCAGGAGUCCGGCUCCGGCUAGGGGAGAUCGCGAUGGGUGGUUCGAGGGAGAGCGGGCGCAAGCUGUUCGACGCACGUUUGCAAAGGUGUGGAGACCGAUCAAGAGGUUUGGGAUCAAGAUUGGCGCAUUCGUGAGUGCGCUUGGGGGGGGGGGGGGGGGGCUCUUGCUCGUGUACGUGUGCUGACUACUCGAUCGAGGGUGUUUGCAGAUGACUGUACCGUUGUGGGCCGCGUUGCUCUCGCUCGUCGUGGCCUGCAUCCCUCCACUUCAGUGGGCUCUGAACGAAGCCAAGCCCUUGAAAUCGUGAGCAGGGCACCUUGACAUCUGGCCGACAUGUCACGCCCAAACUGAUGCCGAUCAUGUGGUGUGCAAUAGAGCGAUCAGAAACGCCGGCAAUUGCUCCGUCCCGAUCACGCUCGUCACCCUCGGCGCCUACUUCUACCGCCCCUCUGCACCCACCUCGCCUUCAGACCCCAAGCUAACUUUCUGGGAGCGCCUCAAUCCAUUCCGUAAAUUGACCGCGGCCGAACGUCGUGAACGUCGAAGAACGUCAAGUCCCGGAGAAACGCGGACCGUGCUCGUUGCGGUCCUCAGUCGGAUGAUCAUCGUCCCUGCCUUGCUGAUCCCGAUCUUUGGGUAUUACGCGGCUAUGACGGUCAACGUCGCGGACGAUCCCAUCUUUGUCGUUGUCGCUUGCCUUCUCAUUGGGUUCGUCUACCGUUGUUUUGAGUUUUCGGCGAAGCACGAGGUUGCAGGCUGACGUUUGAUUCGACAUCUAUACAGGAGUCCAACGGCCAUCACCUUGGCGCAAAUCACGUCCAGCGCUUCGGGCGAAACGUUCGAGAAACUCAUUUCGAGAACCUUGUUCGUUUCAUAUGCCAUCAUGACGUGAGUGGUCUUUUUUCCGUAGAGGCCGAUCUCGGCGAAUCACGGGAGCUGAUAGAGUCUUUUUUGCACUGUUCUGCCAGCCCUCCUUGUACGAUCGCGUUGGUGCUCGCUGCGUUGCGCAUUGAUCAGAAUCAGCAGUAA